Molecule: messenger RNA, 2229 nt
Organism: Gossypium arboreum
Lineage: Eukaryota; Viridiplantae; Streptophyta; Magnoliopsida; Malvales; Malvaceae
Exons: 7
Coding region: 352-2001 (549 amino acids)
Biological process (GO): chromatin remodeling
Cellular component (GO): Ino80 complex
Source: RefSeq, a predicted model, not a curated record
UUUCAACAUGCCACUACCCAAAUCAAGUUUCCUUCGUUUUAUAUCUUUCACAGUGCUGUAAUUACAUCAGCCAGCAAUUACUCAGCAGCUGGUCGGCACCUGUUCCUAGUCCAACCUUAACAAAACCAAAAACAAAAUAGUGUUCUUUUACCUUCGACUCCGAACUUUCUCUAUCUAUUCACAUCCUGCCGCGUGUAUUGGUGUACUAUCGCCAACACCCCCUUGGUUUUUAACUCUUCAUCCUUCCUUCUUUCCUUCUUCCCAUGGCGAUCCAAGGUGUUUUCUGUUAGGCCCUUUUUCACCCAUUUCCACACAAAAAGUCUUAGGCUUGAGCUUCGGUAGUUUGCCACAAUGGAAAGCCUUGGAAGCUUAGGGUUUAGUAAUGUAAGCACUGCCACAAGGAAGAAAAGGAGUAGUGUGUCCCGUCGUCCUCGGAGUGAGUCACAGCCUCAUACGGAGUUCCAUGAUUUGUCUUCCUUGUCAUCCACACCACCUUCAGACAAUAACGUGGUCAAUGUUGAAGAUGAAGCAUAUGAGGACUCUGACGAAGCUUCCAAUGAUGGUUCUUUCCAAGGCAGCAGUGACCGGAGGCAUGGGAGAGUUGAUUCAAAAAGAAGCAGUGAAGGUGUCCUUGCCCCAACUAAUUGGAAAAGUACGAGUAUGGCAGGAAGUUUCGGAAGUGUUUCAGAUGGAUUAGAAAAUGAGAAGAAAGUCAAGAAAGUUAAACUUAAGGUUUGUGGCGUUACACAUACCAUUGAUGCCAAAUCUGUAGGUGAUGGUGCAUCUGGUGCUGGGUCUUCUUCUUCAAAAUCCUCUCGCUUUUCGGAUACCCCUCGAUCACUGAAGAAAUCAAGUAUUAAGGACAACCCUGAUGACCACUCCUUUACAUCAGAGAGGGAUAGCACUUUGCAUGGGGUUCGAUGGAAGGAUUUCUCAAGAGGUGAUUUAGGUGUACGGCAGGCAGAUCAUGCAACAGGUAGGGUGCCUGCUGACAAUAUCUCAACAAAGGAAAUAGACAAGCAUGAACCAGUUCGUAAGAGUAAGCGAGUUCCUAAGAAACGCUCAUUAGAAGGUGUGCUUGAUGAUGAGGAUGAUGAUGAUGAGAUUCGAUACCUUGAGAAGGUCAAAACAGCCAGAUUAACUGCCGAUUAUGGUAUAGAACAUGGAGAAGAUGGAGGAAGAAAACAGCUGAAGAUAUCAAAGGUAGCGACUAGGAAUAUUGAUGGUCUUUAUGGCUUAGAUGUUGGAGAUUAUGGUUCGUCAAGAAUAAGCAAGGAAGCUAAGAAGUCAAGAUCAGGAAGAACCUCUGAAGAUACUGAUUAUGUGGAAGAGGACGAAGAAUCAGUUUCAGAUGUUGAGAUAGAAAAUAGGAGAAAGAAAACCAAAAAGGAGGUUGUUGAUUUCCUGGUGGACUCUAAGAAGGAAAUGACUGUUACUACGCGUCAGCGAGCACAGCAAGCUGGCAAAGAUCACUCUUCUAAUUUUGGUAUUGCUCCAAUCGAGUUCCCAAAUGGAUUGCCUCCAGCUCCACCCAAAAAGCAAAAAGAGAAACUCUCUGAAGUGGAGCAACAACUGAAGAAAGCUGAGGCUGCUCAGAGACGUAGGGUGCAGGUCGAGAAGGCAGCUAGGGAAUCUCAGGCUGAAGCUAUCAGAAAAAUUCUCGGCCAAGAUUCAAGUAGGAAGAAACGAGAAGAUAAGAUAAAAAAGAGGCAAGAAGAAAUGGCACAGGAAAAAGCUACAAAUUCUAUGAUACUUGCAUCAGACACCGUAAGAUGGCUUAUGGGGCCUUCAGGAACAGUUGUAACAUUCCCCAAUGAGGUUGGUUUACCAAGUAUAUUCGAUCCUAAGCCUUGCGGUUACCCUCCACCUCGAGAGAAAUGUGCGGUUCCGUCUUGUACGAAUCCAUACAAGUACCGAGAUUCAAAAUCAAAGCUUCCCCUUUGCAGCCUUCAAUGCUACAAGACAAUGCAUGAAAAGAUGUCUGCCCUUACUGCCUGUUAGUGAAAUGCACUACCAAAACAUCAUUUCUGUGUGUAUAUAAGUUGUGUAAGGGAUAGUUUAUUUAUGAUACAAUGCUAAUAUCUGGAGUAUAGGAGAGAGGGUUAGGUUACAUACAAUUCAAUAAGGACUUGAAUGUCCCAUUUGUACACUACAGUAUAGUGUUGUGAUAUUUGUAUGAACCCAUUUUGUUGAAUAUGAUAUAGUUGAGAUUGAGAGAGCUGAGAUAAA